CCGAGUAGCUUGAAAACAUGGAGACCGGAAGUAGCAGGAAGAGGCAGCACGAACCAGAAUCGGAAUCGUCGGGCCUGUCUGGAGAAGACGAAAACGAAGAAGAGGAGGAGGAAGAAGAAAGAGUGAAAGGAGAGGUCGAAGAGGAAGAUGACGCCGACGAAGACUACCAGCCUUAUGUGCCCCUCAAGCAGCGCAAGCAGCAGCUGUUGCAAAAGUUGCUGCAGAUUCGUCGCAAAGGGGUGCUGGAGGACGAACAAAGGGACAGUGGCAGCGAGUAUCAUGGUGAUGAAGAUGACAUUCCCUUGGGCCCUCAAUCUAACAUCAGCCUUCUGGAUCAGCACCAGCAUCUCAAAGAGAAGGCAGAAGCACGUAAGGAGUCAGCCAAAGAGAAACAGCUUAAAGAGGAAGAAAAGAUCCUGGAAAGUGUGGCAGAAGGACGAGCUCUGAUGUCUGUGAAGGAAAUGGCAAAGGGCAUCACAUAUGACGAUCCAAUUAAAACCAGCUGGAAGGCUCCCCGGUAUAUCCUGUGUAUGUCAGAAGCAAGGCAUGACCGUGUCCGUAAAAAGUACCAUAUCCUUGUGGAAGGGGAAGGCAUUCCACCUCCUCUCAAAAGUUUCAAAGAGAUGAAGUUCCCAGCUGGAGCUCUGAGGGAACUGGCUCGACAGACUCAUGGCAUCCUGGAAUACUAUUGCCGCCUGCUGCAGGAGGAUGGGAUGCCUGCCUUGCGCUGUGCUCUUUGCAUCGGUGGCAUGUCUGUGAAAGAACAAAUGGAGACUAUCAAACAUGGUGUACACAUGAUGGUGGCAACUCCAGGCCGUCUCAUGGAUCUAUUACAGAAAAAGAUGGUCAGUCUGGAUGUCUGCCGCUACCUGGCUUUGGAUGAAGCUGACAGGAUGAUUGAUAUGGGUUUUGAAGGAGAUAUCCGCACUAUCUUUUCCUAUUUCAAGGGACAACGGCAGACCCUGCUCUUCAGUGCCACCAUGCCUAAAAAGAUUCAGAAUUUUGCAAAGAGUGCCCUUGUAAAGCCAAUCACAAUCAAUGUGGGACGUGCAGGAGCUGCCAGUUUAGAUGUCAUACAGGAAGUAGAAUAUGUGAAGGAGGAAGCUAAAAUGGUAUAUCUACUUGAAUGUCUACAGAAGACUCCACCACCUGUUCUUAUUUUUGCUGAGAAGAAAGCAGAUGUAGAUGCAAUUCAUGAAUAUUUAUUACUCAAAGGUGUAGAGGCUGUGGCCAUACAUGGUGGAAAAGACCAAGAGGAACGGACAAAGGCUAUUGAGGCUUUCCGGGAUGGCAAAAAGGACGUUCUUGUUGCAACAGAUGUUGCCUCCAAAGGCUUGGAUUUCCCAGCCAUCCAGCAUGUCAUCAAUUAUGACAUGCCCGAGGAGAUAGAAAAUUAUGUUCAUCGGAUUGGGCGUACGGGCCGCUCAGGGAACACUGGCAUUGCCACCACUUUCAUCAACAAAGCCUGUGAUGAAUCAGUACUCAUGGAUUUGAAGGCGCUGCUGCUGGAGGCCAAGCAGAAGGUGCCUCCCGUGCUUCAAGUGUUGCAUUGUGGAGAUGAGUCCAUGUUGGAUAUUGGAGGAGAAAGAGGCUGUGCUUUCUGCGGGGGGCUGGGUCACCGUAUCACAGAUUGCCCCAAGCUGGAAGCCAUGCAGACCAAGCAAGUCAGCAACAUUGGACGCAAGGACUAUCUGGCACACAGCUCCAUGGACUUCUAGACUGAU
Messenger RNA from Protobothrops mucrosquamatus (brown spotted pit viper), 1724 nucleotides. RefSeq names its product DEAD-box helicase 41 (gene DDX41). Gene Ontology annotation, cellular component: spliceosomal complex. The transcript has 16 exons. Bases 18 to 1718 code for a protein of 566 amino acids. Gene Ontology annotation, molecular function: ATP binding; RNA binding; RNA helicase activity. Gene Ontology annotation, biological process: mRNA splicing, via spliceosome. NCBI's taxonomy places the organism in Eukaryota, Metazoa, Chordata, Lepidosauria, Squamata, Viperidae. The record is from RefSeq and is a predicted model, not a curated record.